Messenger RNA from Pistacia vera, 318 nucleotides. RefSeq names its product protein SPIRAL1-like 5. Gene Ontology annotation, cellular component: cortical microtubule, transverse to long axis. Gene Ontology annotation, biological process: cortical microtubule organization. NCBI's taxonomy places the organism in Eukaryota, Viridiplantae, Streptophyta, Magnoliopsida, Sapindales, Anacardiaceae. The transcript is spliced from 2 exons. The record is from RefSeq and is a predicted model, not a curated record. The coding region runs from base 1 to 318 and encodes 105 amino acids.
AUGAGUAGACGUGGAAGCUAUGGCGGUGGGCAGAGUUCGCUUGGUUACUUGUUUGGUUCUGAUCAGGAGCCAACCCAACCUCCGGCCUCCCCAGUAACAGUGAUCAAAGCACCAUGGUGUACUGAUGAUAACAGCACUAAGGAAGCCCCAAAUGAUUCAUCAUCGAAGAAACCGAAGGUCUCUAACAAUCAUCACAGAGCUCAAGGGCAAAACUCCGGCAACUUCCUUACUGAUCGUCCAUCAACGAAGGUUCAGUCAGCUCCAGGUGGAGUGUCAUCUCUUGGGUAUCUGUUCGAAGACAAGUCAGAUAACAAGUGA